AUGGAUUCACCUAGUUUAAUUGUCUUAAAUACUGAUAUGCCAAUGGGACCAUAGCUUUCUCCAAGAUCUUCCUAUAUCAGAUAUGUUAAGGAUUUUUCAUCUUCAUAUCUACAAUAAGAAAGUGAAAGAAAUUAUGAUGAAAUACUCAGCCAAAACUUAAGUGAUUUUCAUUAAGAAAAGAAAUUAAUUAAUAUGACAUCUAGUAGAAGAAUAUCAAAAAAGUUAGAAACAUUUAAAUUUACUAAGAUAGCUAAAUAAAAUAAAAUUAUAGAGAAAUUCAAAAACAAUCUCUUAUAAUUUUCUUACAUAAUGCCAUAGAAAUUUAAGGCUAAAUUGUUAUAAAUAGAAAAUUAUUUACAAAAAGACAAAGUUAAAAAAACAUCAAGUAUUAAAUCUCAUUAAUUUAUAGCUUAGAUUACUCGUAAGAAUUAAAAAAAUAUAAUUUCUCCAUCUAAUAUAUUUUUAUUUUAUUGGGAAAUUUUCAAUAUUCUAAUACAAUUUAUAUCUCUCUGGAUAUGUGCUUUGAUUAUAUCGUUUUCAAAUUCAAAAGAAAUAAAUUUUCAAACUUUUGGUUGUUUAUUUAUUAGCAUUAACAUAGUUGAAAUAAUUAUCUCAAUAAAUAAAGAAAUAUAUAUUGAAGGUUAAAUCAUUAAUACACGAAAUGAUAUUCUUAUUAAUUAUUUAACAAAAUCAUCUCAUUUAGAUGUUUGUUCAAUAUUCAUAUGGAUUAUAAUAUCUUUUAGAAUGAUUGAAUAGAAUACCAUAAUUCAAGUGUUUGCAAUCCUCCUUUUGAUUAUUAUAUUUGCUAGGAUAUUUCGAGUAUAUGAUUAUAUAGUUGAACAACUUUAUUAAAAAGGAUUUGGGGGUUAUGCUUUUGAUCUAUUAACUUUAGUUGUAAGUAUAUACUUCUUUGCUCAUAUUAUGGCUUGUUUGUGGUUGAUGGUUGGAUUAAAUUCAAAUGGUGAAAGAAUGAAUUGGAUAAGGGAUAAUGAUUUGGAAAAUGAAUCUAUUUGGACUCAAUAUAAUAAUGCAUUUUAUUGGGCUACAAUGACAAUGGUUACAGUUGGAUAUGGAGAUAUUACACCUAAGAAUAACUAUGAAAUGGCAUUUGCUAAUGUAGCUAUGUUUUUUUCAAGUUGUGUAUUUGCUUAUUCAAUGAAUGCAAUUGGCAUUUUAUUGAAAGGAUUCAAUGAUGUCAAAUAAAAUUACAAGUAUAUUAAAUGUCAAUAUUAAAAGAAAGUCAGUCAUAAUAAUGAAUUAAUAUAUGAAAUCUAAUAAUGUAGAUGAUUAAAUUCAAAAUAAAGUAAGAAACAAUCUAAAAUAUUUAAUAUAAAAUUAAGAAGGUGAUAAUAUAGAUGCUAAUAAAUUAAUGAAUAAAUUAUCUAUAGGACUUUAAUAAGAAUUGUAGGCAGAUAUACUUGGAAAGAUUAUUAAGAAUAUAAAGGUUUUAUCUUGUAAUUUUAGUAAAUAAAUAUUACAAGAAAUUCAAGGAUUAGUAAAGAUAGUUUAAUUUUCACCAGGGGAAUAUAUUUAAAAGGGUGGAAAUGUAUUAAAUGAAGAUGAGAUAUAUUUGUAAGUAUAUAUAUUAAAUAUUAGAUAUUAUAUAAUAAAAGGGAAUGUAAAUUUUAUAUCAAAUACUACAAAUUCUUUGAUUUAUAAAUUAGGAUAAGGAGAGACAUUUAAUUAAUAUGAAUUUUUUACUGGUUUUAAUGAUUAGAAAAUAGAUAUUAUAAGUGAUGAUUUUUGUUAAUUAGUUAAAUUGAACAAAUAAUAAUUUAUAAAAUUAAUAUUGGAAUCUAAAAAAGAUUGGGAAAUAUAUCAUACAAUUAAAGAUAAUGCAGCUAAUAAUAAUGAUUUAAUUGAUUUAAAUUAUAAAUGUUAAUUUUGUUAAAGAAAUACACAUUUAAGACAAAAUUGUCCUUUACUUACUUAUUAACCUAAUAUUUAACAUAAAUUAAGAAAAUAAGAAUAAAUAUAGAUUAAGCAAUAAAGAUCUUUAGUAAGUAGAAAUUGUGUAAAAUUGAAUAGUAAAAUGAUUUUAGAAGAAGUUAAAAUGACUAUUUAAUAAUAUAUGAUGAAUAAUAUAAAUGAUUUUACUGAUAAUCUUUCUAGGAAAGAAUCAAAAAUAAUUGAAUAAGAUGAUGAUUAACAAUUCAAAAAAAUAGAAUUUAUUUCUAGUACUCCUAUUUAGAUUAGAAAUAAUCCAAAUAAGAAAACUACUAUUAUAUAGAAUAUUGGAAGUUAGAAUUAUAUAAGAAGUAAAUUUUCAGCAGGUACUCCAUUAAGAGCAAAUAAUCAAUUGAAAUUUAAUAAAGAAACAUCUCAUUAAAAUUCAACAAAUUAAUCAUAACCUAUAGUAUCUCAAACUAAUUUAUAAACAACAUUUUCAUUUAAAAUGCUUGAUCAUGUAUUCGACUCUAUGAAAUUUACUUAUAUUAAUAUUGAUAAAAUGCAUAAUUAUAUCAAUUAUUUACCUCACAACAAUUUAAGAAGGAUUUUGAUUUAGAUUGAUGCUUAAAGUUAACAUACUUCUAAAGGUAUGAUUAAAUUAGAUAAAUCUUUUGGAUUUACUGCCAAAUUAAGAAGUUAGAAAUAAAAAAAUAAUGCUUAAAAAUAAAGUUAAUUUAAUAUAAAGGUUUGAAUAUAUAAAAUUAUAUUAAAUAUAAAAUGACUGAAAGACACAGAUUUUCCAGUUAAUAAAAACUUCCAAUAUUAGAUUUGACAUAAACAAAUAGAUUUCCAACAGAGGGACUUAAAGUUAAUGUAAUGUCUUUUAAAGGAAAUAGAUUACAGUCUAAUCAGGUGAUGCUUAAUUCGUUAGUUUCAGAUCUUUAAAUGAAUUGAAUCCUAAAUUUGGUUUUCCUAUAAAUUCUAUGGAUUCCUCAUAAUAAUUAAACUAAACAAUUUAAAAUGAUUUAACUUAAAAUAAGAAAAUGCUUUUGAUGUUAGGAAAAACUCUUUACAAAUAAAAAAAUGAAUACUAAGAAUAUUAAGAAAAUAUAAUAGUAAAUGAUUUGAUUUAAAUUAGAAAAAAAUAAGAACUGUUACUAGAAUGUAAAAAUAAGUUAAAAAAGUUCCACAUCGUAUAGAGUCUUUUAAAAAUAAUAAUAAUGAUAAAUCUCCUAACGUUAUCCAAUAAUUUGCAAAAAAGAAAGUGACAUUUCCUAUGUAUUUUAAUGGAGCAUUUUUUACAAAAUUGUAGCAUUCUUGGGUACCUACAAUUAGAGAAAAUACUAUGGCAGCAGAUUUCUAAAAAAAAAUAUAUAUGUUUGGUGGAAUAGGAAGUGAAGUUUUGGGUGAUUUAAUUGAAUAUGAAAUAUAAACAAGUAAAUUUAGAGAAAUUAAAUAAAAUGGUGAUAUUCCUUUAAAUCGUUAUGGUCAUUGUUUACAUAGUAUUGGUUACCCAAUAACUUUAUCGACUUAAUUCACUUAUGAUAAUCAAUAAUAUACUUAGAUUAAUGGAAAACAACUUAUAAUGUAUGGAGGUGAAAUGUAAUAUAAUUCAGCUUUGAAAUUAAGAGAAAAUCUAAGUGAUACAAGAAUUUUUGAUUUAGAAACAGAAACUUGGUAAUUAUUGAAACCAAAUAUUGAGAAUAUACCUGAAAGUAGAAGAUCUUUUGGUAGUUGUAUAGUAGGAAAAGGAUUGAUUGUUAUGGGUGGUAUUAGAAGUAGAUUUUCAGUUUUUAAUGAUAUUCAUUAUUUAAAUUUAAGUAUUUAUUUAUAAUUAAAUUUUAGAUCUUUGUAAAUGGAAUCCCUUAGAAACAAAUAAGAAUCCAUUUAAUAAAGGAUUGGCAUUCUAGUAAUUAGUUUGUGCUUAUAAUAAACCAUAAUUGAUCUUUGAAAAAAAGGAUACAAGAAGUAAACCUUACAAAGCCCUUGAACAUGAGGGUAUAUAUUGUUUUGGAGGAUGUUAUAUAGAUGAAAUUAAAAAUACAUAAUUCUACAACAAUUUUAUGGCACUCUUAAAAUUAGAUUAACCAAAUAAUCCUUGGGUAAUUCCUGAAACUUUUGGAAAAUAACCUGAUCCAAGAAUUUAACAUACAGCAUCAUAUGUAUAAGAAAUGAAUAUAAUAAUUAUCUUUGGUGGUAGAGAUGAUUCUAGAAGUCAUCCUUAUUUUAAUGACUUAUUUGCAUAUAAGAUUUGUGAAAAGGAAUGGGUUUAAUUAGAUAUUUAUGGUAAUAUUCCAAGACCAAGAGCUUCUCAUUCUGCUGUAGCUUAUAAAAGUCAAGUUUUAUAUUUUGGUGGUGUAAGUAUGAAUGGAUAUCUUGAAUUUUCAGUAAAUGUUGCAGAAUUUAAUUAAAAUUAAAUAAGAUAAUUAUAAGCAGAGUUGAAAGCCUAUGAAUAAACAACAGAGGUUUAAACUCAAAAAGAAGAAUGUUAAAGAUAAUCUAUUUUAUCUAAAUAGUAUUUCUCAUUACAUUAAAUUGCACCUAUUUAAAAACCUAAAAAUAUGACAAAGGCUGAGGAAAUGAAUUAACAAAUCUAAUAAUUAUCCUUUUCUAAUUUUCCUCUACAUCUUAAAUAAACUUUAUGA
This is a messenger RNA of Paramecium pentaurelia, 4535 nucleotides long. The record is from the annotation of a GenBank genome assembly. NCBI's taxonomy places the organism in Eukaryota, Ciliophora, Oligohymenophorea, Peniculida, Parameciidae.